AUGCUGCGUCUGUUCGGGGGGAGUGGCCCAGCGGCCGCAGAGCAGAGUGCUGCGAUAUCGUUGGUCCGAACACAGCGAGGCCAGGAGCUAGAUACUCGGCUACGAAGGGCGAUUAUGGAUUGUGUGUGUGUUCAGAGCCGGCGGGAGUUGGAACAGGAGGUGGCGGAAACGAAGACCACUGUGUUUUACUGA
Molecule: messenger RNA, 192 nt
Organism: Histoplasma mississippiense
Lineage: Eukaryota; Fungi; Ascomycota; Eurotiomycetes; Onygenales; Ajellomycetaceae
Exons: 1
Coding region: 1-192 (63 amino acids)
Source: RefSeq, a predicted model, not a curated record